Molecule: messenger RNA, 1278 nt
Organism: Helobdella robusta
Lineage: Eukaryota; Metazoa; Annelida; Clitellata; Rhynchobdellida; Glossiphoniidae
Exons: 6
Coding region: 1-1278 (425 amino acids)
Source: RefSeq, a predicted model, not a curated record
AUGGCCGAGUGGUUAAGGUCGCCUGAUUGCCAAGAAAUGUUGUCGAACAUAGCUCUGGGAACCUUCACGUUUAACAGUUCUUCCUAUUACAUUAAUUCAUUGAAUGAGUUCACAUCGUUCUUGACUGUUGAUGGCAACAAUGGUUCGAGCGAUUACAUGAAACUUUGCUCUGUGACGUGGCCCGGGUUCGAACCCAACUGGAUCGGAGUUGAUCUGGCUCAUAUUUAUUUCAUAUUCUACACAAUUUUAUUUGCUGGACCAAACAACAUUAACGUAGCAACAAAGAACGAUUUGAGUUACUUUAUAGUAGGAGUGACAAACAGGUCCCUGGAGGUUUACCCGCCAGUGAGAGGCACAUACGAGCUCUGCGCUCAAUAUCCAGAUGUAGUUGCUUUGAAACAGGUAGUUCGAUUGAAUUGUUCCUCUGCAACACCUCCAGCCAGAUACGUCAUACUGCAACAACCAGACAACUCUUCUGGAUAUAUGUCCGUCUGUGAAUGGGAAAUUUACGGAAAGCCUUUUAAAGAAUAUCGAACAAAUUUGCUGUUAAAAAAGCCAGCUAACAGUAGUUCGGCUUACGAAGAUAACGUGUGUAAAAAGUACGUAGCCGAUUGGAUUGUGGAUGGCUAUCACAACACUUUACCGCUUUAUUGCCAUUGUGGUCAAACCAAGGAUCCUGCUGGCGGACCGAACUGGUUCAUGGUUGAUAUGAGAUCAACCUAUUGUAUUGAUUACGUGGUUUUAACCGCUAGGCUCAUUACAAAUAAGGAUAGCUCUGUUCUCAUUAAGAUCAUGCAUCGAAUGGACAACUUCAUAAUUGGACUGACCAAUAUGGACAGCGUUAGAUCAGCUCCAGUCAGAGACAACUACCCAAUGUGUGCAACUUGGCCUGGUUCGGUUAAACUCGGAGUCAAAGUGGAGUUGAAAUGCAAUGCCAACCUCCCGAAGUUCAGGUACCUAAUAGCGCAGGCUGGCGCAAACUCGUUAGAUGGAAGUUUCACUAUUUGCGAGCUAGAGGCCUAUGAACCAGUUAAUAAAGAUUCUCUAAUUUGGAAAAGACAAGCCGGCACCUACUUGACUGGAUAUAAAAUGACGUCCUUGAAGAGCAGAAGUGUCAUGCAGUGCGUGAAUCGUUGUCGUCACUCGGGUCAGUGUGACUCCAUCAACUUCAAUGUGGGUUCCUUGACCUGUCAACUCAACAAACACGCAAACGGGUACUCUCCUAAAAAACUGACCAACAACGUAGAUUGGUCAUUUUAUACAGCUUACUACUAUUGA